This is a messenger RNA of Diaporthe batatas, 1602 nucleotides long. RefSeq names its product proteasome regulatory particle lid subunit RPN11. Gene Ontology annotation, biological process: protein deubiquitination; proteasome-mediated ubiquitin-dependent protein catabolic process. Lineage: Eukaryota; Fungi; Ascomycota; Sordariomycetes; Diaporthales; Diaporthaceae. The record is from RefSeq and is a predicted model, not a curated record. Gene Ontology annotation, molecular function: proteasome binding; metallopeptidase activity; protein binding. The coding region runs from base 356 to 1363 and encodes 335 amino acids. Gene Ontology annotation, cellular component: proteasome regulatory particle, lid subcomplex. The transcript is spliced from 3 exons.
CUGGCGGACAUGAUGAGGAAGGACCCGCUCGAGCUACGUCGGCAGGUCGGGACUUGGGGAGGUACGGGGUACCUAGGUACGUACCCGUUGCAGGGAGCUGCUGCUUGGUGCUGGUGCUGAGGCUCCAGGCUGCUCGAGCUGUCGUCAACUUGAAUCAGACCCAUCCAUCCACCUCCAUCGCAAACCACAUCCCGCCUCCCGCCUCCCGCCUCCAGAGUCGCAUCUCGGGUUGUUGACUUUCCCAACACAUCACCACGCCAUCCUUGCCAUCUUCGACACAACCCAACCUUCCUCUCUUUUGACCACUCCCAUCUGCACCCAACCCAACCCUCAAUUCCUACGUCUCGCAAGCACCAUGGACCAGUUCAGAGGACUGUUGAGUGGCGCCCGUGGCCAGCUCGGUGGUGCUCAGCCCGGAUCGGAUAACUCGACCCUGAUCGACAACUCCGAGACCGUCUACAUUUCCUCCCUCGCCCUCCUCAAGAUGCUGCGACACGGUCGGGCAGGUGUGCCCAUGGAGGUCAUGGGUCUGAUGCUGGGAGAGUUCGUCGAUGACUUCACCGUCCGCGUCGUGGACGUGUUUGCCAUGCCACAAAGCGGUACCGGUGUCAGUGUCGAGGCUGUCGACCCCGUUUUCCAGAUGAAGAUGAUGGAGAUGCUGCGGCAAACAGGAAGGCCCGAGUCCGUCGUUGGAUGGUACCACUCCCACCCCGGUUUCGGCUGCUGGCUCUCGAGCGUCGACAUCAACACCCAGCAGAGCUUCGAGCAGCUCACCCCCCGAGCCGUCGCCGUCGUCGUCGACCCCAUCCAGUCCGUCAAGGGCAAAGUCGUCAUCGACGCCUUCCGGUUGAUCAACCCUCAGUCUCUGAUGCUGGGUCAGGAGCCCCGCCAGAGUACAUCGAACUUGGGUCACCUGAACAAGCCCUCUAUCCAGGCGCUCAUACACGGCCUGAACCGACACUACUACUCGAUCGGCAUCAACUACCGCAAGACGGCGCUCGAGGAGAACAUGCUCAUGAACCUCCACAAGCACCCUUGGACCGAGGCACUGCAGAUGGACGACUUCCGGUUAGAGGCGGACCACAACAAGGAGAGGCUGGAGAGGCUGGUCAGCCUGGCAGACGGCUACGAGAAGCGCGUCAAGGAGGAGACGGAGCUCACAAAAGACCAGCUCAAGACGCGCUACGUCGGCAAGCUGGACCCCAAGAAGCACCUCGAGGACGUCGGCCAGCAGCUCAUCGAGGACAACAUUGUCGCCGUGUCCAAGCAGAUGAUCGACAAGGAGGCGACCAUGCCCAAGAAGGAGGGCGCCAGCGGCUCAAAAGAUGCUGCGAACGGCGGGGAGAUGGAUAUCGACAGCUGAUUUCUAGGCUCUGGUGUGGUGGAAUGAUACGAUUCAUGGUAAACCAUAAUGGCACUGUACGACUAACAUGGCGUUAGACUUGGCAUCAGGCUGGGAAGGGCUGAAGGUAGAUAGGUAGACGUGAAUCUCAGAACCGUCUGGCUCAGCCUGCGUUCCGCACGCUAUCGACCUGCCCCUACUUGGUCGCUCAAAGAUUGACGGACUCUGCCUCCUUCCUUGGAAUACAGCACAUCUCAUGA